Molecule: messenger RNA, 1488 nt
Organism: Oncorhynchus nerka (sockeye salmon)
Lineage: Eukaryota; Metazoa; Chordata; Actinopteri; Salmoniformes; Salmonidae
Product: helix-loop-helix protein 2-like
Exons: 1
Coding region: 47-406 (119 amino acids)
Biological process (GO): regulation of transcription by RNA polymerase II
Molecular function (GO): RNA polymerase II cis-regulatory region sequence-specific DNA binding; protein dimerization activity; DNA-binding transcription factor activity, RNA polymerase II-specific
Source: RefSeq, a predicted model, not a curated record
UUGAAUCUUUGAUCUGAAAACUGAUCACAGAACGGACUGCUUGAAGAUGAUGCUAAGUCCAGACCAGCCAGAUGCCGGGCUGCCCACAGAGACCCUGCUGAACGGCAUCAAGAUGGAGUGUGCCCCCAUGCCUGCGGAGCCCGCAGAAGGCCAGGGCAAGGCGCGAUCUCUGUCCAUGCCUUCCCUCAGCAGGGAGGAGAAGAGGAGGCGGCGGCGUGCCACAGACAAGUACCGGUCCGCACACGCCACGAGAGAGCGCAUCCGCGUUGAGGCCUUCAACGUUGGGUUCGCCGAGCUGAGGAAACUUCUCCCGACACUUCCGCCAGACAAGAAGCUGUCCAAGAUCGAGAUCCUCCGGCUGGCAAUCUGCUACAUCACCUACCUCAACCAUGUGCUGGACGCGUAGGGCAGGCGUUAGGGAUGGACAUCUGUCAGUGAAGGAGAGAAGACUGAACAUGGGGAAGAUCUCAAUUGCAUACUCUUCGCAUCCUCUCUCCUUUCUUAUCUUCUCCUUCUCAAAACUAAUCUGAUGAGAAAACCAGAGGAUCCUCCUCUCUGACCGUCUCCUCCAAUGGGUUUUGAAAAAGAGACAAGGAGAAAGGACGCAAGGAGUAUGUAAUUGAGAUCUUCCCAUGGAGACCGAGAAAGGUGGACAUUGUUGCCACAUAUCUGGCCUCGGAGCCCUGUCGUGCCUAUUGUGUCUGCCGAAGUCCCCUGGUGUGGUGCCACUGGGCCAGGGACACAUAAUAAAACAGGACCUAAUGUCUCUCUGUCUUUCUCAGUGCUGCCCCUCUGGACUUCCCCACAGACUUAUUCAGUGCUGCUGCUGAGUCACCUCAAUCCAAAUUUGUUUUGUCAGAAAAUGCAAUAAUGUCGGGUUGUCCUACUUCUUGUAGGCCCAUGUUCCUAAUAUUGAAAGGUAUAGUACUGUUAGCUUAUAGACUUUACUGCCAGGGCCAAACUUCUCUCCAUGGACAGGGCUGAUUUAAAGGACCUAUAGCUGCAGAGACGUGCUGAAAUCAGCACUGAUGUUCACAAUAGAAUAUAACUGGGCACUUAUUUACAGAAAGUAGUUGUUUUAUAUUGUGUUCAUUGUUGGUUUGUGGAUUAGGCCUAUUAAGUUAUUUAUUUGUCAAUGAAUGUUUACAUUGUGUCAUGUCUUAUGUCUGGUGUUUGCACAUGCAUAUGGAUAUUGUUGCUCUUUAAUUGCAGUUUUUAUCAGAUUUGAUCUGUUUAACAUUUUUCCCCAAAAAUGUGAAAUCCUUGUUAAGUCCAAAGGUUGCAAGGGAAAUUGCAAUAUUUCGUUUAAUAUGGUGAGACAGUCUCAGAUUUAGGCUGACAAUUUAAUUGUUCGAUUUUUCGAUUGUCCCGAAGUUUGUUGGUUUCGUGCUUUUUUUAGACUAAAAUGUUUUGGGUGACAAAAACUCCAUAGUUUACUGUAGCCAAUACCUGCUUUCCAAAGAUUGCUUAAGUUAACAUUUCAGGGUG